AUGGUGCACAAAGGCACGAAAAAGACUAGACAACAAAAUGUUAUCAUUGUAAAAACUCUCGAGGGACCUGUGCUCCAAGUGUUGGAAGAAAGUUCCAACUCCUUGGUAUGUUUAGAAGGAGGCUUCAAAGGAAAUGCUACACUUACUCUGGCAUUGGUGUGGCAGCUGAUGCGAAGGUACACGUUGAAGGUGUUAUCAGAUCUUGGAGAGGGUGAGAAAGUAAAUGAUGACAUUAUUAUUAAAUGGGUCAAUGAGACUCUUAAAAGUGCAAACAAAAGGACUUCUAUUUCUAGCUUCAAGGACAAAUCCAUUAGCAUGAGUUUACCUGUCCUAGACUUACUAGAUGCUAUUGCACCAAAUGCAAUUCGUCAAGAAAUGAUCAAGCGAGAAGACCUCUCAGAAGAAGACAAACUUAACAAUGCUAAAUACGCCAUCUCAGUUGCUCGAAAAAUUGGUGCCCGGAUAUAUGCCUUACCAGAUGACCUUGUAGAAGUGAAAUCAAAGAUGGUUAUGACGGUGUUUGCAUGCUUAAUGGGAAAAGGACUGAACAGAAUAAAAUAAUGAAAUGCUAACAUCAUUCUGCCACAACAGAUACACUGGAUGCCUCAGUUUACAGAAUUCUGAAAUGUAGUAGGUAUAAAACCAGAUUACUUGUAUGCUCAAGCUAGCUAUAUAACUCUCAUCAACGAAAUCAAUAUCCUGUUUGUACUAGUUAACAUUUGUCAUGUUUUUUGGAUGACAGUUACUUUACCAAUCAAUUUUGAUAACAGAAUAUGUUCAUUGUCAAAUUGGUGUUAUGAUUAAAUUAUUUUUCAUCUCUGAAAAAAAAA
This is a messenger RNA of Erinaceus europaeus (western European hedgehog), 830 nucleotides long. RefSeq names its product plastin-1-like. The transcript has a single exon. Gene Ontology annotation, cellular component: actin filament; cytoplasm; actin filament bundle. The record is from RefSeq and is a predicted model, not a curated record. The coding region runs from base 1 to 561 and encodes 186 amino acids. Gene Ontology annotation, biological process: actin filament network formation; actin filament bundle assembly. Gene Ontology annotation, molecular function: actin filament binding. NCBI's taxonomy places the organism in Eukaryota, Metazoa, Chordata, Mammalia, Eulipotyphla, Erinaceidae.